AAUCGGAUGGUACCAUACAGGUUACCAGUAUUCAUUUGACAUUGCGUAACUAUCGUGCGUCGAGGUUGGGUGUUGUUGAGCUCUAGCUGUGAAUAUUAUAGCCUUGACUGUGAUCUUGAUUUUUUUGUGAAAUUAUUUGUUAUUUGUUGUAGAAUUCAUAUAAGUCAGUGAAAUUUUUAUAAUUGAAAAGUGAAAUAAUUUUGGCUCAGACUUUAAAAAUCAACAGAUAUACGAAAUGGAUAUGCUGACUAAAAUUGUAACGACAAUACUUUUGGCAAUAAUUAGCGUUAAAAUGUGCCGCUCCGGAUACGCAGCUUCUAAGCUCACAGUAGCGCAACCAUAUCCUUCAUACAACAUCAUAGAGCCAGAUGGUCCUGGAACGUAUGCGUUUGGUUACGAAAUCGAUGAUGUUGCAACGGGCAACAAACAGUUCAGAAAUGAGGAAAGACUCCGAAACGGAACAGUUCAAGGAUCAUAUGGUUCAGUGUUACCUGAUGGAACGAUAUCAAUAACAAAAUAUGUGGCCGAUGAAAAUGGUUAUCGAUCAAAAAUAAUUAACAAAAAUCCACGACCGAUGACGAGCGAAAAUAUUCUAGACAAUCAUCAGCGGCCGUCGUCAUCUGCAGAAAUUUCACCAGACGUGGCAGCGAUGAUUCUGUCACAAAAAAGACCGAUCAAACCUAUUCAACCUACGAAAAUGGAGGUAAAACCUCAACCAGUAUUACCAACCCCACAGCCUUCACUAUCCAAUCACAAGAAUGUCUUUGGCUUUAAUUUUCCGAACUUUUUCGAACCACAAUCAAACCCACCGGCCUCAUCUAAACCAAUGAAUCAACCGAUUCAGACGAUCAAUGAUCGUUUCCAUUCACCCAUCUAUGAGAGUAAAACUCAGGAGAAUGCAGCGUUCUUUCAGAAUUCCAAACUGCACAAGUUCUUCCACAGUCCACAUUAUAUUCAGAAUAUUUAUGGUAAAUACGUUAUGAAUCCGGAAAUUAAUGAUGAUCAAAUGGUAGAUGAUAUGUUUGUUACUGAUGAAGAACCCAUAGUCGGAAUGGCGAGUCCCUUAACGAAGGAGGCAAUUUGGUACAAGGAUCACGUAAAUAACAAAAGAGUUAGGAAUGCGAACAGCGUUUUUAUGAGAGACUAUUAAUGGGAAAUAUAAUUAACAAGACGAGGGAAAAAUUUAACUGAUCGACCAGUAAGCAACACCAAAAUU
Bradysia coprophila is the source of this 1216-nucleotide messenger RNA. RefSeq lists its product as uncharacterized. Lineage: Eukaryota; Metazoa; Arthropoda; Insecta; Diptera; Sciaridae. The record is from RefSeq and is a predicted model, not a curated record. Gene Ontology annotation, molecular function: structural constituent of chitin-based larval cuticle. Gene Ontology annotation, cellular component: chitin-based extracellular matrix.